AUGGCUCAAGGACUCUUUCCUGAGCCCGUUCUGAAAAAGCGGCGAUUGACAAUGCAACUUGCCACAGAGAUAAAAAAACUUAGCGAUGACAUUGUUGAGUUGGAGAAUUGGUCAAAGAGCUUAAGUUACAAUGUCGAUGAUACAGAACUAGAUAUGGGCAAACUUAUGUCAAUAUUGUGUGAAGAUCCCAAUAGGGCAACGCCUGAAAAGCCGGGCCCAUAUGAUAUGUCUAUAUCUUCUUUAAUCUCCACGUUGCUUCCUUUUUCUACGAAGUGUUCUCCAGUAACUUCAGAGGAGCAUCCUCCGCCGAAUCCUUUUGCCCUCGAUACACUUUCUCAAGCUGAGCCAUAUCUAACAUUAUUCGCCCCAUUGAAACUCAAAUCAUAUUCAAAUACUUACUGUGGUUUGGACCCAGACAAGCAUUUGGAGAAACAUACCUUGGAACUGUCUACACCGCGGCCCUUUCCUUCUAGACACCUCCACUUAGCCAUCAACUACGAAACGGAUCCAGAAACGCAGUCUGUACUCUCCAUAUCGGUGCCAAUGGGUAUUGACAACAAAGUACCAAUAUCUUUGCGCCAGUGGAUCGAAUCAAGGCUAGCGAACCCACUCUUGAAGUUGGAUGUAUCGGGUCUAUGUUGGGGCAUACAACGGUACUGGGAAGCCUCAAUAUCACGUGCCAAACUAUGGUCGCGGCUAGAAGGACAAUAUCGAGGACUGAUCAGAAGUCGUGGAACAACCAGUGAUACUGAUAAAUUGGAUGACUUCCUAGACCCCGAUGUGCCCACUCUCUCGAGUAUAAAUCCACGGAAAAUACUACCACACCUUGAGCGUACAUCUAUGCUAUUCGAGUCCGGAGGUGGAGAGUCUUUACGAGCCUACUUUUCAUGCGAACUAGCAAUCGAUGAAUGGGCAGGUGAGCCCAGGUUGGUUCCGGGGAUCAGUGUGUCUGCACCGUCCAUGAUGAAUGGCAGGUCGGGAAGCAAGGUGGAACAGGAUGUCAAAAGACUAUUUCACACAAUUUUGAACGAGAAACAGAGCGGGCGAAUAGGCACAGACGUUGAUAUCAAUGCAGAUGCGAUAGUACAUGCUGCUGAACAUAUUCUGGGUGUCUUAUUCUUUGAUGAGCCCGAAAAACAUGCUUUCAAAGUGAAGGCAAAAAAGUGA
This is a messenger RNA of Aspergillus pseudonomiae, 1167 nucleotides long. RefSeq lists its product as uncharacterized. Bases 1 to 1167 code for a protein of 388 amino acids. The record is from RefSeq and is a predicted model, not a curated record. NCBI's taxonomy places the organism in Eukaryota, Fungi, Ascomycota, Eurotiomycetes, Eurotiales, Aspergillaceae. The transcript has 2 exons.